Arabidopsis lyrata subsp. lyrata is the source of this 1141-nucleotide messenger RNA. Its product is annotated as putative F-box/LRR-repeat protein At5g25860. The transcript is spliced from 3 exons. The record is from RefSeq and is a predicted model, not a curated record. Lineage: Eukaryota; Viridiplantae; Streptophyta; Magnoliopsida; Brassicales; Brassicaceae. Bases 3 to 938 code for a protein of 311 amino acids.
UAAUGGGUAUUACGCCUUGGCAAUAUGACUGGCCUUCUAAUGUUUUCACAAUCAAGACGUUGGUUAAGCUAACAUUAAGAAUAGACGUUGGUCCAAAUGCAAUGUCAUAUUGUCCAAAAGUAGUUCUUCCAGUUCUAAAGAGUCUCUUUCUCCAUGCAGUUUGGUAUACAUGCCAUAGAUUGUGCUAUUCGAUGCUUCCUGGUUGUCCAAUACUUGAGGAAUUAUCCAUACAUCACUUACGCGGUAACCGAGAUGCUAACAAUCCGCCAUUCUCUAUAUCCCACAAAAACCUCAAGAGACUCACAGUGCACUUCAAUAACAGUUUUGACGUUGGGCGCCUAACGCAAUUCGACACACCAAGUCUUCUUUACCUUGAAUACUCUGGUUUCGCUCCUUGUCCCUAUUCAAGGACCAGUUACUUGAAUUCCCUUGUUGAGGCCAAACUAGAUGUUCAUAUAAAACAUGGAUGUUAUGUUCACAUGCAUCUAGCUACAAUCAUUGAUUGGAUAUGCAACGUUAAGACCCUUUCCUUGUCUCCUGCUUCUGUUAAGACGAUGUAUUCAAGAUGUGUGGAAUUACCUGUCUUAUCAAACCUUGUUAAGGUUUAUUUUGAAAGUAAUACGAAAGAAGGUUGGGAAGUGCUUCCCCGUCUGCUUAACAAAUCUUCAAAGCUAGAAACGUUGGUCCUCAAGGGCUUGCAUUAUGCAAGUGAUCACGGAGUUUGCAUUGAUCGAAAUGAAGUGAAGGUGUUGGAGAUAUAUGGGUUUAGCGGACGUGGUAGAGAAGUGAGACAAGUGAAGUGCUUAUUGCGGGAAAUGCAGUUUCUUCAAGUGAUGAGAGUGGAAAUUGAUGCUGAUGAUAACAAGAAACUGCGAGUCAUCAAUCACCUUCUUGAUCUUCCUAAACGUCCAUCUAAAUUCCAAAUCCAGUUCUUGUGAGAUUCACCUUCCCUCAGUUUUGAUUUGGGUUAACAGUUUCUCGGAUUUUAAAAAUUAGGAGAAAUGGUAACCAAACUACCUCACUUUUUCUGGUCAGUUUUGCUCUUGGUUCGUAUUCUGGCUUUAGUUUUAUGAAAAGUAAGUUUGUACUAGCUAUAGAUUAAGGGUCAGUUUGAUAGUAGUUUUAAGACAAUAAAUUCCAU